UAAAAUUUGGAUCAGAAAAUCUGAUCCAUCCCAACUCUAAUUAAUUUUUAUUAACCCAAAUUUUAUUCAAAAAUAUAUUGGAUUUGAUCGAGUUGUCAAAUUGGGUCGUUUUUUGGUCUCAAGCUGACUCAACUAUCACAUGCGCAGACCGAUGAGAAGUUUCGAUUACGGUCCACUCACUCGCACCGGGGAACUCCAGCCACCAACUGCCGCCGGUGGCAUUCUCGUAAAACAAAGUAAGUCCCACCGAAAUCUAAGACGAGGGGAGGGCAUCGCGGUCGUACGGCCGUCCAUCUUCGGACGAACCGCAGGAUUUCAGCCCCCCGCUUAAAUUUAACUUCCGCUGCCAAGUCCCAACCCACAACCCGGCUCUCAACCUCCUCUCCCUGCCGAGCUUACCGCCGCCCCGAUCCCCGGAUUCCCGUUUGUGCGCCGGAGUCGGAGCACCGCCCCGGGCCGCCGAUGAACAUGUGGACCGACGAGAACGCCUCGAUGAUGGAGGCGUUCAUUGCCUCUUCCUCCGACCUACCGCCCUUCCACUGGCCGCCGCCGACUGCGCCGCCGUACGCGGCGGCCCCGGCGGCCCACGUUCCCUCCUCCUCCUCCUCCCAGUCCACCGUCACCUCGGAUGCCUCCCACCUCAGCCAGGAGAGCCUCCAGCAUAGGCUUCAAACCUUGAUCGAGGGGCCGCGGGAGAACUGGACCUAUGCCAUCUUCUGGCAGUCCUCCGGCGACGCGGCCUCCAGCGCCACCGUCCUCGGCUGGGGCGACGGCUACUACAAGGGCUGCGAGGAGGACAAGCGGAAGCGCAGGCGCGGCGGUCCGGCGGCGGAUCAGGAGCACCGUAAGCGCGUGCUCCGGGAGCUCAAUUCGCUCAUCUCCGGCGGCUCCGGGGUUGCCGCGCCCGACGACACGGUGGAGGAGGAGGUCACGGACACGGAGUGGUUCUUCUUGGUGUCAAUGACGGAAUCUUUUGUCGGCGGAACCCGGCUCCCUGGCCAGGCCCUUCUCACCGGAGCGCCGGCGUGGCUCGCCGGAAGGGAGCAGAUGGCCGCCUCGCCGUGCGAGCGGGCGCGGCAGGCCCAGGCGUUCGGGCUCCAGACCAUGGCCUGCUUCCCCGUAGGCUCCGGCGUCGUCGAGCUCGGAUCGACGGAGCGGAUCUUGCAGAGCUCCGAGAUCCUGACCAAGGUCCGGGCCCUAUUCAGGUUUGGAGGCCGCGAGGCGGCAGCCACCGGAUCCUGGCCGCCGCCGCCGCCGUGCCAGUCCGAGGGCGAGACCGAUCCGUCCGUCCUCUGGGUCCCCGGUCCGAUCGUCCACGCCUCUGCCGCUCCCGGGAGCUCGGUCUCGAAGCCCUCUUUCCCGUUCGAAAACCCUAUCUCCAUCGGUCUCAAUGAAAAUCCUAGCUCGAUCCCGGCCCCCCAUCGCUCGCCGCCGCCGCCGCCUCAGAGCAGCAGUACCAAUCCCCAGACCCAAUCCUUCCUCACGAGAGACUUCAGCUUCUCCGAAUUCGGAUUGAACGCCUACCCUUCCCCCCCGAUCUGCAAGCCAGAAUCCGGCGACUUCUCGAAUUAUGGCGAUAGCAAGCGGAAUCCUUCCACCCCCGCCGCCAACGGCGGCCUCUUCUUCCACCACGAGAUCUCCGCCGAGGGCAAGAACAAGAAAUCCGCAGUGGCCACAUCGAGGGGGAGCAACGAGGAGGGGAUUCUCUCCUUCUCAUCAGCCGCCAUAGCGACGGCAGCCUCGGCCCGCCCCUCCCCCUCCUCCGGCGGCGCCGGGCUGUUUACGGGCGACUCAGACCAUUCCGACCUCGAAGCAUCAGUUCGGGAGGUGGAGAGCAGCAGGGUGGCGGAGCCGGAGAAGCGGCCAAGGAAGCGCGGUCGGAAGCCGGCCAACGGCCGGGAGGAGCCGCUCAACCACGUUGAGGCCGAGCGGCAGCGCCGGGAGAAGCUCAAUCAGCGAUUCUACGCCCUCCGUGCCGUAGUCCCGAAUGUGUCCAAGAUGGACAAAGCCUCCCUCCUCGCCGACGCGGUCUCCUACAUCAGUGAGCUCCGGUCCAAGCUCCAAUCUCUAGAGCUGGACAAAGAACGCCUCCAAUGCCAAGUUGAUGCCCUCAAGGAGGAGAGGGACUCUGCAUCGGCCCGCCCGCGGCCGCUGCUCGAUCUUGACCCCAAGGCCAUGAUGAACGGCUGCGGGAGGUGCCACGGGGUGGAGGUGGAGGCGAAGAUACUCGGGUCGGAGGCCAUGAUUCGAGUACAGAGCGACAAGAGGUUCCAUCCGGCCGCGAGGCUGAUGAUGGCUCUCAGGGAGCUUGAUCUUGAAGUCAAUUAUGCCAGUGUCUCAGUGGUCAAGGACCUCAUGAUCCAACAGGCCACAGUCAAGAUGCUGAGCCGGAGCUACACUCAGGAGCAGCUCGCCGCCGCACUCCUCGCCCGAGUUGCCGAGCCACCCCCCCUCCAUUGAUAAAUUGUGAACUUAAUGACCACCAUGACCACCUCAAGGUUGUUUAUGUGUUGGUGAUAUGUAUCUAUGGAUAGUUUCAGCUAGUCUGCAGUCUCUUUAGCAUUGUAUGAUGAGAUGGUAAUCUUCUUCUAUUAGAGAGAAAGGAGGAGCUGCUGCCCCUGAGAAUUUGCAGUGAGUGGUGCUUCUUAAGUGAUCUGCUGUUGUAGAGGAUAUAGUGUUUUAUAGGUAUUGAUCUCCAUGAAGAAGUGUAUAGAUAUUCCUGCAUGCCAUUGCAGAGAAUCUGUUGUUCUAUCCGGUAAACAUGCGUGUAUGAGUGUAAAUCAUCUAUAUUUGAAUGAAGUUAGUGGCCUCUGAGAUCAAAACGAGUCCUCCUGUUGCCUUCUUUUA
Messenger RNA from Phoenix dactylifera (date palm), 2847 nucleotides. Lineage: Eukaryota; Viridiplantae; Streptophyta; Magnoliopsida; Arecales; Arecaceae. The record is from RefSeq and is a predicted model, not a curated record.